Ostreobium quekettii is the source of this 1050-nucleotide messenger RNA. Lineage: Eukaryota; Viridiplantae; Chlorophyta; Ulvophyceae; Bryopsidales; Ostreobiaceae. The record is from the annotation of a GenBank genome assembly.
AUGGGGACCCGAGCGCCAGCAGCACCCACCGCGCCGCGCCGCGCCGCGACGGCGCGGUCGGCGCCCCUCCUCCCAAAAGCGUCCAUCCGCCGCGCCUGGCCGCGCCCGCGGGACGGACCGGGCGCCCAGGCGUCGAUGGGAGUCGGCAUCAGGCCGGACGACAAUGAUGUGGCGUCGGAGUUGAAGCUGGUGGUGCCCAAGUCGGCCUACGGGUUGUCGCAGAGGCAGAUGGCGGCGCUGGGCCUCGUGGGAGAGCAGGUGGCCCGGCGGUACGAUGUGUGCGAGGACGAGCUCACGGCCGCGGCGCACUACGGCGGCGAGGUCGUGAGCGAGCACACGAGGAUCGCGACCCGCAUGGCGGGAGGCCGCCCCCCCAGCCAGGCCCCGCCGGACCUGCCGUCCCUGCUGCUCGACGGCCGGAUAUGCUACAUUGGAAUGCCGCUUGUGGCACAGGUUACAGAACUGGUGAUAUCCGAGCUGCUGUGGUUAAACUACAACAAUCCUGAGCAGGCUGUCUAUGUGUACAUUAACUCAGUUGGCUCACAGACACCUGACGGUCAGACAGUAGGGUUCGAAACGGAGGCAUACGCCAUUCUCGACACCAUGGCUUACAUCCGACCCACGAAAUACACACUUGUGGUCGGCCAGGCCUUUGGAAAUGCAGCCAUGAUCCUGGCGUCUGGCAAGAGGGGGGGCCGAUACGCCCUUCCACACUCACGAAUCAUGCUCGCCCCUCCCAGAGCGAACAGGAGCUAUGGGGUUGCCAGCAACGUGAUGAUUAGAGCCAACGAGCUGGAGAACUGCACCGAGACGUACAUCGACUUUCUGACCGGCUUCACGGGGAGGGACAAGGACGAAAUCAAGAAAGACAGCGGUCGCAACAGGUACUUCACGCCAGAGCAAGCGAUUGAGUAUGGGCUGAUUGACAAGGUUGUGCAGCCGGAGGACACGAUGAUAUCCGAAAAGGACUAUGAUCGCAUGCUGGCGCAGUCCCAGGCCAUGCAGCAGAGGAUGGCAGGCAGUGACGCUCCAGCAGCCGCAGCUGGAUAG